Molecule: messenger RNA, 2274 nt
Organism: Lactuca virosa
Lineage: Eukaryota; Viridiplantae; Streptophyta; Magnoliopsida; Asterales; Asteraceae
Source: the annotation of a GenBank genome assembly
AUGUCUUUUGACGGAGAUCACAAGCAAUGGAUUUGUGGAAAGAGUGGUACAGUGAAUUUACAAAGAGUUGGUUCUAUUGUUCAACAUAUUGGGGAGCCUUGUCUUCAUCAGUCACCAAUAAAGGUUGUUGUUACUAUAAACAAAAUGCUUAAACCAGAGAAGUGGCAAACAACAUUUGAUAGUGAUGGAAAGGUUUUUGGUUUUCAGAAAGCACUGAAAUUGAUUAUUUUGGGGGGGGUAGAUCCGUCAAUAAGACCUGAAGUGUGGGAAUUUCUUCUAGGCUGUUAUUCUUUGAGCAGUACAGCAGAUUACAGAAGAAGGCUAAGGGCUGCAAGGAGGGAACGCUAUAAAGACCUCAUUAAUCAAUGCCAGUUAAUGCAUUCCAGUAUAGGCACAGGUUCCCUAGCCUAUGUUGUGGGGACAAAAGUCAUGGACAUGAGAACAAAAACAGAAGAUGAUGAAAGACGAAAAUCUGAAGUAAAACAAGAACAAUCUUCCACCAUUGAUUCUAAUCUACUAGAAUCUUCCUGCAAUUGCUCUGAUAUUUGUGUAGAAACUUCUACUACUCCAUAUAAUAGAAGUGAAGGGGAUGAUGAAUCACAAUACAGAACUUCAAAUUAUUACGAUUUCCCCCCUUUACCUGUAACAAAUUUAUUUGAAAAAAGCGAUGUAGUAGUAGAUAAUAAGAAUGAAGUUAAGUCAAAGUCAAACGAUGAAAGAGUUUCCACAAGGCGUAAGCUAAGAUUUGAAGAAGAUGAUGAUGGUGAUGAUGAUGAUGAUGAUGAUGAUGAUCAUGUAAUUGAAGUCACGGGGUCUGAAUCAAGAUCUGGCAAUGUGGAAUAUGAAAUGGAAGAAAGAAAGACGGAUGUGUCUGAAAUUAGGGUUUUGAAAAACACAGUGGCAUCACAUGGAAGAACAAGGAGUCAAGAUAGAGUGUCUGAGUGGCUUUGGACUCUACAUCAAAUUGUUGUUGAUGUUGUGAGAACAGAUUGUCAUCUGGAAUUUUAUGAAGAUACAAAAAAUUUAGCACGUAUGUCAGAUAUUCUUGCUGUUUAUGCCUGGGUUGAUCCUGCAACAGGAUAUUGUCAAGGUAUGAGUGAUUUGUUAUCGCCUUUUAUUGUGCUCUUUGAGGAUAAUGCUGAUGCUUUUUGGUGCUUCGAGAUGCUUUUAAGAAGAAUGCGUGAAAAUUUUCAGAUGGAAGGAACGACAGGUGUCAUGAAACAAUUGGAGGCACUUUCACAUAUUUUAGAACAUGUAGACAGGGAAAUGUUCACUCACCUUUCACAAAUAGGAGCUGAAAGCCUCCAUUUUGCCUUCCGGAUGCUUCUAGUACUUUUCCGACGUGAGUUAUCUUUCAGUGAGGCACUUUGCAUGUGGGAGAUGAUGUGGGCUGCUGAUUUUGAUGAAUCCUUGGCUUUCAAUCUGGAGAACAGUUGUCCUGAACUUCUAGUCCUACAAAUCCCAAAGGAAUCAACUACAGCCACAGCCACACAAGAGGAAAUUAUUGAGAAUGAAAACAGUGGAUCAAAAAAUGGUGGAUCAGAAUCAAAAUGUGGGAAUUUAGAGCGCUCAAACUCCGAAAAUAAUGGAAUAAAAUCCACUUUAAAUCAUCCCUUUUGUGGAUUGACAAAAAGCUUGUGGUCAAAAAAUGAUCGUUUUCAAAUAUGCACGAUAAUAUCAUCAACAAGGAAUGGCGAUGAUGAAUUGCCCAUUUUCUGUGUAGCUGCAAUUCUUAUUCUCAAUCGCCAUAAAAUCAUGAGAGAAACACGUUCGAUUGAUGAUUUGAUAAAGAUAUUCAAUGACAAUAUGCUGAAGAUUAGGGUUAAGAGAUGCAUACGUACAGCCAUUAAACUCCGAAAGAAAUACUUCUACAAGCUAAUCAAGAAUAGAAGCCCAGCUGCUACCUAUGAUGACUAGUUUGUGAUGCUUCAGAUUUGUGAUCAAAGAUUUUACCUUUUUGUUUUAUAUUGGAAGAGUUCAUAGCAAUGUGCUUAUGCCAUUUCAACAUUCAUCAAGUAUGUUCAAAAAUCGCUCGAUUUUUAGUAAAGGAUUAUGAAUUGGAGCCCUAAAUGAUUGUCAUAGGAAGAGGCUGUUCAUGGGUACAUCUUGCAAGGUCAGAAGAACACAAUCUCUUUAUUUGUGUAUUGUGUUUACACAUCUAUUUUUUUUUUUUAAAUAUUUUGAGGCGAUUAUAGAAGGUUUCACGUUUAGCUUCCAUACAACAUGUAAACUUAGAAUCAAAGAGCUCGUUGCAAUUCUUGCUUUUCAAGAGGA